This is a messenger RNA of Lynx canadensis (Canada lynx), 1318 nucleotides long. RefSeq names its product probable E3 ubiquitin-protein ligase makorin-1. The record is from RefSeq and is a predicted model, not a curated record. The transcript has 3 exons. The coding region runs from base 522 to 974 and encodes 150 amino acids. Gene Ontology annotation, molecular function: metal ion binding; ubiquitin protein ligase activity. Gene Ontology annotation, biological process: protein polyubiquitination. Lineage: Eukaryota; Metazoa; Chordata; Mammalia; Carnivora; Felidae.
CAUUUCAGGUGCUCAAUAGCCACAUGUGGCCAGCGGCUGCUGUACAGGACAGCAUAGCUGUAAAUGGUGUAUUAGAGACCUACACUUCUGACUGGAUUCCCAGUUACUUGGGGGCAAGACUUUGCGUGCCCAUAGAGCUCUAUGUGCAGCAGACACUCAGCAGAUGUUACACGAAUGAGUAAAUGAAUGAAUGGAUCCAGUUUUCCCCAACAGCUGCUGACGACGAUCACUGUUACUCCCAGGAGCCUCAGCCUAAGUCAGACCCUGUCCGGGAGCUCAUGGCCCCACUUCAGAGCCUGGGCCUGGAGCUGCAGCAGGUAGCGGGGGAGGGGCAGUGGCAGGAUGCCAUGCUGGACCUCUGAGACGCCCGGGGCAGCUGGAGGAGGGCUAUAUGGUCCCUGGGCUGUAUUGGGGAUGGCAGUGUGUAUGCGUUGGGGGAGGGGGUGGACACGGAUGUGCCCUGACCCUGUGUGUGGCUGCAGAGGGAGCAGGACAGUCGGGACGUCGUGUGUGGCAUCUGCAUGGACAAGGUGUGGGACAAGCCAGAGGCCGAGCGGAUCUUCGGCAUCCUACCCAACUGCACCCACGCCCACUGCCUGGGCUGCCUGCGCACCUGGCGGAAAAGCCAACAGAACUUCCCGCUGGCUGUCAUCAAGGCCUGUCCCCAGUGCCGUGUCCAUUCCAGCUACAUCAUCCCCCACAAAUUCUGGGUGAGCGAGGGGGCUGAGAAGGAGCAACUCAUCAGGAACUUCAAGGCUCGGACCAGCCAGAUCCGAUGUCGGUUCUUCAUGCAGGGGAAUGGCCGCUGCCCCUUCAAGUCUGAUUGUAUUUAUCUGCACCAGCUACCGGAUAAAGCCCUGACCUCUGAUUCUCCCUGGACUGAGAGUAUGCAGCUGACCUCUGGGAGUGAGGUGGUAACAGCAGGAAUGUGGGACAGGGAGGCUGCUUGCCCUGUUUACAAUAAAUGUCUGUGAUAAAUAUAAGACCUAUACAUGAUGUCCAUAAGGAUAAUGGUGCCUGCUUAGAUGGGGCAUCUUUGUGCUACGUACAACCUGCUCAACCUUAUGUGUCAGCCUUGAUUCUCUUGUUCCUGGGGCAAUUGGGUUGAAAGUGAUGGGUUUUCAUUGAUUUCUUUCUCUACUCCCAGGUACUGGGCCCAACAGGGUUCCAAGGGGGCACCGAGCAGGAGGACGAAGCAUUCUUCAUGGACUGUGCCCUGGCCAUGGCCUUCUGGGGUUCAGAACUCUUACUGGAUCGCAAUAAUUCUUACCUUGGCUUUCUGUAACCAGGAUCAACAUGUGGGGGAUGGGGCUGAGGG